Molecule: messenger RNA, 963 nt
Organism: Apiotrichum porosum
Lineage: Eukaryota; Fungi; Basidiomycota; Tremellomycetes; Trichosporonales; Trichosporonaceae
Exons: 1
Coding region: 1-963 (320 amino acids)
Source: RefSeq, a predicted model, not a curated record
AUGGCCAAAGACGCCCGUAACCCCAACGCACUCCACGCAGCCCUCGAACGCCUAUCUGGCAGCCUCAAGAUUAGCGACACCGAGUACGCUCACGACGGCGAGAUGACCAUUGCACGCACCCGCCUGGCACCCGAGUUUGGCGACGACGGCUCGGUCGACACCUUUUUCGAGCACGAGGACGGCGACAAGGGCCGCGGUUGGGUGUACCGCGGCGCCUCGCUCGGCGGCUACGGCACCGGUGACCAGUGGAACUGGACCAACCGUGUCGAAGACGUCCAGUACAACAGUGGCGGGUACGACGAUGAAAACGCCCCCGACAACUACUGGGCCGGGUUCACGCCUCCCAACGAGCGCGUCCAGCUGCCGGGCGACGAAAACGAGGAGGACUACUGGGCGCAGUAUGGCGCCGGCGUCCCAGAGCCCGAGCCCGAACACGAGCGUGAGGUGGACACCACCAACGAUGCCCGCACGGACCCCGAGCCAUUGACCCCGCCCACCGUCACCAUUCCGGCGCCCGACCCGGCUGCAACGCUCUCAUUGCUCCUCCAGGGCCUGGGCGCCGACGCCGCCAAGGCCGAAUCGCACAUCGAGCAGCCUACCUCGUCGCGUUCCGCCCACCCUUCCGCCCUCGAGCAAAAAGUCCGCGCCAAGGUGCGCCAGCAGCUCAUGCGUGCAUGGGAGGAGUUUUCCGCCGAGUACGACACCGAGUCGGCCGCGUUCGAGUGGCUCAAGCUCGGCCGCGAGGUCGCGGACCGCCCGUCGUGGGGCGUCCCCGUCGCCGCUCCGGCCCCCACGUUCGGCGACGUGCGCGCCGGCGUGGUCCGCGCCCGCGUCGAGGCGGCCAAGGACGUCCACGACGUCCUCGAGGCGGACAAGGACGACUUUUGGCGUCUGUGCGAAGAGUCCAUUCGCGUCCACACCAGCCCAGUCCAGGCAGACGCCGAGCCCGAGUUUGAGUUCUAA